Lecanosticta acicola is the source of this 718-nucleotide messenger RNA. NCBI's taxonomy places the organism in Eukaryota, Fungi, Ascomycota, Dothideomycetes, Mycosphaerellales, Mycosphaerellaceae. The record is from the annotation of a GenBank genome assembly.
AUGUUCCCCGCCAUCUUCUGUCUCGGCUUCCUAGCCUUUACUGCCUUGGCCCAAUCCGAUCGGAGACCUUAUGCGCCACCAUGCGAAGCCACUUGUCUGACUGGAGACGAGGUCAAUCGCCUGCUCGAUGGCUUCAAGAAUAUCCUGCUCAAGCGCAGCAGCGAAGAAGAAGCUGCCCAAAUCGUAACGGAGGACUUCACCUGUACCUCGGACAGCGUCAAUUACGUUCACCAGAAUCCUGUAAGAAAGCAUGUAGUCCUCUGAGCUCCAGACCAUGUCAUACUGACCGUCGUCGCAGCUCAAUACCACCACGACUCAAGGUCGGGAAGCCCUCCUGAAUGAGCACCACGGGUCGCCUGUCGCAGACAUCAAGACGCUCUUCAGUUCGUAUACAUGCGAUUCCAUCACUUGGUAUCUCGAGAUCGAAAAAGAACUGCCCGUCCGGAUCAUCGCGAUUUACUUCGUCGACAAUCAGAUCAAGAAGAUCUAUAAGGCUUACGAGGAGGGCAAUGCUGCUGUUGAUCUGCAUCAGAUCGGCAACCCUGAAUGCCAGCCGGGCUUCAAGGUGAGCGUUGGGAAAGAAGGCAUUAUUCCUGGAUCCUCCAAUUGCAAUUCUGGAGCGUGCGGACAGCCGAUGGAGUAUGGAGGCAGCCGAGGACAGCCGAUGCAGUAUGGAGGCAGCCGAGGACAGCCGAUGGAGUAUGGAGGUGGCCAGUGA